CAACCCAACAAACGCUCGAGCAACCCACCGGCCACCGCGCUGACCGAAACGCUCGUCGAGGGAUCGGACCCCUCUUCUCCCGGGCGCCCUUUCAGUUUCAAUCAAGAAGCGCAAGGAGGAAGGUAUGGGGGUGCCGGAGAACUGGUGGUCGACGUGGAGGGGGCUGGCCGUCGCCGUCACGGCGGCGUGCCUGCUCCUGCACGUGGCGGCGCGGGUGACGGACGCGCUGUGGUGGCGGCCGCGGCGGCUGGAGGCGCACUUCGCGCGGCAGGGCGUGCGCGGCCCGCCGUACCGCUUCCUCGUCGGCUGCGUCCGGGAGAUGGUGGCGCUCAUGGCGGAGGCCACCGCCAAGCCCAUGUCGCCGGCCACCUCCCACAACGCGCUGCCCCGGGUGCUCGCCUUCUACCACUACUGGAGGAAGAUCUACGGGCCGACGUUCUUGAUAUGGUUCGGGCCGACGCCGCGGCUUACGGUGGCGGAUCCCGAGCUCGUCCGCGAGAUCUUCCUGACGCGCGCGGAGGCGUUCGACCGCUACGAGGCGCACCCCAUCGUCCGGCAGCUUGAGGGAGACGGGCUCGUCAGCCUACACGGCGACAAGUGGGCCCUCCACCGCCGCGUUCUCGCCCCCGCCUUCUACCCCGACAACCUCAACAGGCUGGUGCCGCACGUCGGGAGGUCGGUGGCGGCGCUGGCGGAGAGGUGGCGGGCGAUGGCGUGCGCAAGCGGCGGCGAGGUGGAGGUGGACGUGGCGGAGUGGUUCCAGGCGGUGGCCGAGGAGGCCAUCACGCGCGCCACGUUCGGCCGCAGCUACGCCUCCGGCCGCGUGGUGUUCCGCAUGCAGGGCCGCCUCAUGGCCUUCGCCUCCGAGGCCUUCCGCAAGGUGCUCGUCCCGGGCUACCGGUUCUUGCCGACCAAGAAGAACCGGAUGUCGUGGGGCCUGGACAGGGAGAUCAGGCGGGGCCUAGUCCAGCUCAUCGGCCGGCGCAGCGACGCCGCCGAGGACCACGAGGCGGAGAUCAAGGAGAAGGGCAACAGCGGCGGCUUCAGGGACCUGCUGGGGCUGAUGAUCAAUGCCCGCGACAAGAAGUCGCAGGCCAUGCCGGUGGAGGAGAUGGUGGAGGAGUGCAAGACGUUUUUCUUCGCCGGCAAGCAGACGACCACCAACCUGCUGACCUGGGCCACCGUGCUCCUCGCCAUGCACCCGGAGUGGCAGGACCGCGCCCGGCAGGAGGUCCUCGCCGUGUGCGGCCCGGGCGAGCUCCCCACCAAGGAGCACCUGCACAAGCUGAAAACGCUGGGGAUGAUCCUGAACGAGACGCUGAGGCUGUACCCACCGGCCGUGGCCACCAUCCGCAGGGCCAAGGUGGAUGUCACCCUCGGCGACCUGGCGAUCCCGCGCGACACGGAGCUGCUGAUCCCGAUCAUGGCGAUCCACCACGACGCCAGGUUCUGGGGGCCCGACGCGGCGCAGUUCAACCCCGGCCGGUUCGCCAGCGGCGCGGCGCGGGCGGCGACGCACCCGCUGGCGUUCAUCCCGUUCGGGCUCGGGUCCCGGAUGUGCGUCGGCCAGAACCUCGCGCUGCUCGAGGCCAAGCUCACCGUGGCCGUCCUGCUCCAGCGCUUCGAGCUGAGGCCGUCGCCCAAGUACGUGCACGCGCCGACGGUGCUGAUGCUGCUGCACCCGCAGUACGGCGCGCCCGUGAUCUUCCGCCCCCUGUCGUCGCCGUCCGCCGUCCGCGUCGAUCCACGCUAGCUAACCAGCCAACGAACUCUCUCUAGGCCUCUAGGACUAGGAAUUGACAGAAAUGACCCGGCCGUGCUGUGUGUACAUAAGCCUAAUGACACGGAACCGCUAACGGAAAGCAGCUUCGCCAUGGAUGGCCCUCGCUAACUAUACUGGAGUAGUAGAGUAGAUCAUCGGAGCAGAGCAGGACCUUUAGGAUUUGAUGGCACAGGACAGGAGAAGGCGGGGCCCGCGGCCCCCUGCCCGGUCGCUUCCAUUUGUUCUCUUCUCCUUCCACGGAUUCUGGCCGCGUUUGUGUGUACGUACGUACUCCUACAUCACAGCUGUGUGUUUUA
Triticum dicoccoides is the source of this 2079-nucleotide messenger RNA. RefSeq names its product cytochrome P450 734A4-like. The record is from RefSeq and is a predicted model, not a curated record. Lineage: Eukaryota; Viridiplantae; Streptophyta; Magnoliopsida; Poales; Poaceae. Gene Ontology annotation, molecular function: heme binding; iron ion binding; oxidoreductase activity, acting on paired donors, with incorporation or reduction of molecular oxygen. Bases 125 to 1753 code for a protein of 542 amino acids. The transcript is spliced from 5 exons. Gene Ontology annotation, biological process: brassinosteroid metabolic process; brassinosteroid homeostasis.